AUGUCUGAUCACACACCAACAGAGAAAAAUGAAGCACAGCAAAUAGAAACGGUGCAUCUGAGCAUGAUGGACAACACACAUGAUGCACCUUCAGAACCCAAAGAACCAGAAGGGGCCUUUGAACCAAGUGUCAGACGAUCAACCAGAUCAAAUAAAGGAGUACCACCAAGAAGGAAAGCUUCAGAGGGAUGCAGCUCUGAUCAGAAGGCAGCUGUUGAGCUGAAGCAGCUCUGUCAGCAUUGCUUCCAUUCAGAUCUUGCCCAGACUGCUGAGUUCAGAAUAACGAUGUCUCUGGGGCACUUAGCCAAGGGAGCCAGCCUAGAUGACCUUAUUGAUACUUGCAUUCAUUCAUUUGAUUCAGAAGGAAAUCUGUGUAAAAAUUCCCAGCUGCUGAAGGUAACAUUGACCAUGCACAGAUUUAUCAUCUCCUCCACUGAGAUGCUGCAAAAAUUAAUUGAUCUAUACCUGGAUGCUUUGGAAAACAAUUCUUCUUUGACUUGCCAUAAGAUAUGCUACCUUGUAAGGUACUGGAUAACAGAAUUCUGGAUCAUGUUCAAAACAGAUUCUAAUCUUACUAAUGCUGUGGAGGAAUUUCAGGAACUGGUGAGAACUAAUGGUGAGGAGUUACACUGUCGCCUAAUUGACACAUCUCAAAUAAAUGCUCGCGAUUGGUCUAGAAAGAUCACACAGCGUAUAAAAUCCAACACCAGCAAGAAACGAAAAGUCUCACUUCUCUUUGAUCACUUGGAACCUGAAGAGUUAUCAGAUCAUCUCACAUACCUUGAAUUCAAGUCCUUUCGACGAAUAUCAUUACCAGAUUACCAGAACUAUAUUAUGAAUGGCUGUGUAAAGGAAAAUCCAACAAUGGAACGUUCAGUUGCUCUCUGUAAUGGUAUAUCUCAGUGGGUACAGCUAAUGGUACUCAAUAGACCAACACCGCAGCUUCGAUCUGAAGUAUUCAUCAAAUUCAUUCAUGUGGCUCAGAAACUUCAUCAGUUGCAGAAUUUUAAUACAUUAAUGGCUGUGAUAGGUGGUCUCUGCCACAGUUCCAUCUCUAGACUUAAAGAAACUAGUUCUCAUGUUCCACAUGACAUCCAUAAGGUGUUCAAUGAAAUGACAGAACUACUGUCAUCCUAUAGGAACUAUGAUAAUUAUCGGCGUGCCUACAGUGAGUGCAGUAACUUUAAAAUUCCUAUCCUUGGAGUACAUCUGAAAGACUUAAUCUCCCUUUAUGAGGCCAUGCCAGAUUACUUAGAAGACAAAAAAAUUAAUAUUCAUAAGUUGUAUUCUUUGUACAAUCAUGUCAAUGAACUGGUACAACUGCAGGAAAUGGCACCUCCCUUGGAGGCUAACAAAGAUCUCGUUCAUCUCCUCACACUAUCCCUUGAUCUUUAUUAUACAGAAGAUGAAAUUUAUGAACUUUCAUAUGCUCGAGAGCCAAGGAGUCACCGGGCUGCACCUUUGACACCUUCCAAACCACCAGUAGUAGCAGACUGGGCUUCUGGUAUAGCUCCAAAACCUGAUCCAAAGAUAAUUAGCAAACAUGUUCAGAGAAUGGUAGAUUCUGUCUUCAAAAAUUAUGACCAUGAUCAGGAUGGUUACAUUUCUCAGGAAGAAUUUGAGAAGAUUGCAGCAAGUUUUCCUUUUUCCUUUUGUAUAAUGGACAAAGACAGGGAAGGCCUGAUUAGCAGGGAUGAAAUAACAGCUUACUUUAUGAGAGCCAGCUCAAUUUACUCUAAAUUAUGCCUUGGCUUUUCCCACAACUUCCAGGAGACCACUUACCUAAAGCCCACAUUCUGUGACAACUGUGCUGGAUUUCUUUGGGGAGUUAUUAAACAAGGAUAUAGGUGUAAAGACUGUGGGAUGAACUGUCACAAGCAAUGCAAAGAUCUGGUUGUAUUUGAAUGUAAACGAAGAUCCAAAGCCACAACGGUGGAUAACAGUCCUGCAUCAGCCCUAGCAUCUAGCCUCUGUCCCAUGGGACUGAAGGAGCAUAUCCAUGGACUAGAGGAGGGAGGAUUUCCCUUUCCUAAUGGAGAAGUAGUUGAGCACAAUGAAGACAGCAAGGACAGAACAAUUAUGCUUAUGGGUGUGUCGACUCAAAAGAUCUCCGUAAGACUAAAGCCAGCUGUGGUACACAAAGGCACGCAGACUGACCUAGUUCCAGCCGAUGGUGACGGGCUCAACAGACAACAGAAGGAGCCAGCAGUGCCAUCUGAAAAUACCUUUCUCCAGCCUACUCCUGUGUCUCCAUGCCCAAGCCCAGUUCUUAGCCGUAAAAAGGCUUACGUAAAAUGGGAAAACAAGGACGGCAGUCAAAAAAUGAAGGAAGAGCAAUUUAUUCUUAAACCUUCAUACCAGGAGCUAGAGCAGGAAAGAAACAUUUUAACAGCAGACAACGAAGCUUUGAAGUUGAAGCUUAAACAAGCACAGAAGAAAAUAGAACUGCUCAGUGUUCAAAGAAACCACAUAUUGGAGAGCAGAGAACAUGGAGACUGCUUGUAG
Gekko japonicus is the source of this 2505-nucleotide messenger RNA. RefSeq names its product RAS guanyl releasing protein 1 (gene RASGRP1). Lineage: Eukaryota; Metazoa; Chordata; Lepidosauria; Squamata; Gekkonidae. Gene Ontology annotation, molecular function: calcium ion binding; guanyl-nucleotide exchange factor activity. Gene Ontology annotation, biological process: Ras protein signal transduction; positive regulation of GTPase activity. Bases 1 to 2505 code for a protein of 834 amino acids. Gene Ontology annotation, cellular component: plasma membrane. The record is from RefSeq and is a predicted model, not a curated record. The transcript has 17 exons.